AGCUAUCUUGGUUCAAGGGUUGCAUCUUGGUGAGAGCGUGUUUUUUCCAUGAGCAUGCAGGGCUAUCGGACCCAUGCGUCACCUGGCCGAGGUGGUUUGGGCAUUGACCCUAGGAAGACUGCUGCGUUGUUCAUUGAGUUUCAGAACGAGUUUACGACUCCUGGUGGCAAGCUGCACCCACAAGUGAAAGAAAAUAUGGACAGCACCGGCAUGCUUGCUAACGCCUCCCAGCUCGCCAAGGACCUUCGCGCCUUGGGAGUUAAAGUCUUCCACGCGCCCAUCAGUUUUGCGGAAGACGGUUCCGACAACCCGAACAGGUAUCUUGGGAUUCUGGGUGGUUGUGACAACGACAAGCUGUUCACACGUGGCACAUGGAAUGCCGAGAUUUGUAAUGCCAUGACCCCCCAGCCAGAAGACAUUCUAGUUAAAGGUAAACGCGGCUUGAGUGCUUUUCCAAACACAAAUUUGGAAGAGUCGUUGAAGGCGCACAAUAUUGAGACGAUAGCGCUUGGUGGCUUUAUGGCAAAUUGCUGCGUGGAGUCCACCAUGCGCGAAGCUUGCGAAAAAGGAUUCAAUUUGGUCACUCUCACUGAUUGUGUUGCUACGACGUCGUCCGCAGGGUACAAGGCUGCAGUCGAGAUUACGUAUCCGUUCUUUUCCACGCCAAUGAAUGCAGCAUCUUUUCUAGCAAAUGUCAAGGCUGCGGUGUGUCUCUACAAGUCGCCGUCAAACUCAUCGGCAAAAAGGCCCAGGUUGGACAAGCCGCAGCACAAGACGUUUGCCUUCGACCGUAUAGCGGACGAUGUCUUUCAGGCGGGCCCGUGGUUUGUGGACGUGCGGCAGGGCGUCCAGGGUGACAGAGUCGUAGUCCGAAGCGGAGAGCACGAGCUGCGCCGAUAUCUCACAUUCGGGGAAGCAUCUGGCAUGAUGGGCCGAGGUAUUCCGGCGAUGUGCGAUUGCAUCUACUUCAAGAAGAUGCCCGAGCCAGGAAAGUCGACCGAGCCCUUCGGCUGGAUGUGUAACAUGACAGUCGUUCGACUGCCCGCGCCCGAGGGCGGUUGCGUGCUCUACUCGCCCGUGUUGGGGCCGUGCGGCACAAUCGACGAGGUAGUUGCAGCACUGACUGAACACAGCCUGUUGCCCGUGCGUAUCAUUCUCUCACCGACGCCUCAGCACCACCUAGCCCUAUCUGCUUACCAGCAAGCCUUUCCAGAUGCAUUUUACAUAUGUGGUAAGGCUUCGGGGCAGAUGCCACCGCUCACUCGAAAGCGCCGUGAUCUCCGGUUCGAUGGUGUCAUCAGUUCGUCAUGCAGCGAUGAAGCAGUGCUGAGCGCUCCUGUCGUCGACAGAGAGGGUUCAGACCCGGCCAGCGAUACGAGGCAGGCUGACAUGUGGCAGCUUCUGCAGUCAGUGUUCCAUAUUUGCGUUCUUGAUGACAACCGCACAGGUGAGAUUACCCUGUUCCAUAAACUGUCCAAGACGCUGAUCAUCUCCGAUCUUCUGUACAAGUCCAACCCCGACAUCGUCGGACCUGGUGGGAAGUUCACUCACUACGCGACUCCAGGAUGGUUUGCCGAAGGGCAAGAAGACGAAUUCUAUGGCCACCCUCAGGAUAACUCUGGCGGCCUGCUGCCGUCUUAUCGCACACACCCUCGCAUGAGGUCCAUCGACAUUCCAGGAAUGCGGCGAUCGUUGGACAAGCUCUUGGCGUUCCAGUUUCAGCGUGUACUGGCAUGCCACACCGAUCCGAUUGAGGGCGCUGAAGCUAGAGGUCUUAUCAAGCGGGCGUGGGCAUGGGUAUGGGAUUCGGUGUAGUGCGGCAUUAUCGGCCCAGUGAUCUUGUACCUAUACGCUGCCGCGUCAGUUGCAUGCAGCAGCAGCCGCUGUUCGCGUGGACUUCUCGAGAGCACUCGAGACGAAGAGGCAGAUCGAGGGCAAGGGCCCUCGCUGCCAGCCCUUCGGCGUGCUGAAACAGUGGCGGUUGCCCUCUUCCCUUGUGGGGGUGGUGUCGCGGUGUUUGUCGUAUCGCAGCGCGUG
This is a messenger RNA of Prorocentrum cordatum, 2037 nucleotides long. Lineage: Eukaryota; Dinophyceae; Prorocentrales; Prorocentraceae. The record is from the annotation of a GenBank genome assembly.